Molecule: messenger RNA, 2753 nt
Organism: Punica granatum (pomegranate)
Lineage: Eukaryota; Viridiplantae; Streptophyta; Magnoliopsida; Myrtales; Lythraceae
Source: RefSeq, a predicted model, not a curated record
AGCAAAUCGACACCGACCAAACUCGGCUGCACCGGUGCCAUUUUUGUGCAGAGCUUGCAGCUCCGAAGGUUCCCCUGUUUCUCUCGCCCUCGUCUUAUAUCGGGGCUCCAUUGUCGCCGUGCUUGCAGAUUCAUCUUUCGGACGCUUGAUCUGAUUUUGUUUUGCGUCGGACGUUGUUUCCUCUGAUGUCGGAAGAUCAACUGUGGAAUAAUCGGAGACUAGACGACCCGGUGCAGCGAUUCGUUGACUAUGUCAUCGUAGUCAUUAAGGAGUCUGUGAAAACGAUCACCUACGAGUCUGUGAACAGCAUUGUCAGGGUAAUUAAUGGGGUUUCAGCGCUCCUGUUGGCUAUUCUUCCAGAGAAGUCCUCCAUUCUUGAAGGCAUGCAUGGGUGGGAGCUCAGACCUCGAGUUCGUGGACCUCGGUUUCCUCGAUGGAUGGAAAAUGGUGUUUCCUCCUUCAACCUGUUCGUCCACGAGCUCUCGGUGGAUCCAGACGACUCUUCGUGUGAAGAUCUCUCAUCCGAUGAAGAAGACGGCGAUGAGCAUGACUAUCCCCCUUCCCCGUUGUCUCAGAUCUCACAUGUUUCCCGGGCAAGUUCUCUCUCAAGAAAUAAUAGACAGAGAAUGUGCUGGAUCACACUGAUGUUCUCUUGGAUCUUGUUGCCAGCGGAGCUUCUCUCGUCUGUUCUCUUUCAGUUAUCCGAUUUCUAUUAUCCUAGUCAGCCAGGAACCUCUCCCGCAGCAGGAAAUGAGAUAUCUUCUCUCACAAAUUCCGCAAAUAAAGUUUAUGCCCUUAAAGAUCUCAUUAUCCACCGAACCACUGAUAGGAGACGCGGAGUCAUUGAGGAUCUCCAUCUGGCCACUGAGAUCUUUAUAGAGUCUUUGUUUGACAGUGUUCACAAGGCUGCUCAUUACAUCCUCUCACCACUUGAAGCCAUCAGUUUAAUCUGGAGAUGGAUUUUUCUAUCCGAAGGCUCCACCGGUGACGAUGCUUAUUAUGAUAGUUCAGCGGAUGUGUCUGUCCCAACAGAUAUCAUUGGGGACCACGACCUCACUCCCUCAGAAUGUAAUACUCCAUUUCAGCAUACGAUACUAAACACGGAUGCACGGACAUGUCAAGAUGUGAUAACUGAACUUGGGUAUCCAUACGAAGCAAUUCACGUUGUCACGGCUGAUGGUUACAUUCUUCUUUUGGAGAGAAUACCUAGACGUGAUGCGAGGAAAGCAGUUUAUUUGCAGCAUGGAAUCUUGGAUUCCUCAAUGGGGUGGGUUUCCAAUGGGGUUGUUGGCUCUCCGGCUUUUGCAGCCUAUGAUAAAGGAUAUGAUGUUUUUUUAGGAAAUUUUCGUGGGCUUGUCUCGAGGGAGCAUGUCAACAAGAAUAUCUCCUCACAACAAUACUGGAACUAUUCUGUCAACGAGCACGGAACUCAGGAUAUUCCAGCAAUGAUAGAGAAGAUCUAUGAGGUCAAAACUUGUGAACUAAAUCUAUUAAACCCAUCUGACAAUAUGGACAAAGAAAUAGACUCUGAUCAGCCUUUUAAGCUCUGCACCAUCUGCCACAGCCUGGGAGGAGCCGCUAUGCUCAUGUAUGUGAUCACUAGAAGAAUAGAAGAGAAACCCCAUAGGCUCUCAAGAUUGAUCUUGUUAUCCCCUGCGGGCUUCCACGAUGACUCAAACUUAACCUUUAUAGCAGCAGAAAACUUCUUCAUGCUGUUCACUCCUCUGCUGAGCCCACUCAUUCCAGCUUUCUACAUACCCACAAGAUUCUUCCGUAUGUUGCUGAACAAGCUUGCCCGGGAUUUCCAUGACUACCCUGCCCUAGGGGGUCUGGUUCAAACCAUAAUGAGCUACUUAAUUGGAGGAGACAGCUCCAACUGGGUCGGGGUCAUGGGGCUUCCGCACUACAACAUGAAUGACAUGCCUGGGCUAUCCUUUCGUGUGGCACAUCACCUGGCCCAGAUGAAGCGGGCCAGGAAGUUUAGGAUGUACGACUAUGGGAGCCCGUAUCUGAACAUGGAGAUCUAUGGGGAUCUCAAGCCGCUGGAUCUAGGGGAAUAUUUCUCAUUCAUCGAUGUGCCAGUGGACCUCGUCGCAGGAAGGAAGGAUGAGGUAAUUAAGCCAACGAUGGUGAGGAAGCACUAUAAGCUGAUGAAGGCUUCGGCAGUUGACGUGUCUUAUAGAGAGUUCGAGUACGCUCAUUUGGACUUCACGUUCUCUCACCGCGAGGAGCUCCUUGAUUACGUGAUGUCACGGUUGAGGCUCAUUGAGCCCAUCCCAAAGCAGCAGAUAAGCCAGAAGUCGAGGUCUAAGAGACGAAGGUCAGUGUUAGACUCAUAGUGGGGGUGUCAAGGCAGCAAAGGCAACACGUAUUGCAUUCCAGUCCCAAGUUAUUCCCCAUAAUUUGCAUCCGGAAAACCGGAGUUCGUUGUAUCAUUAUGCACCAACAGGUGUUUGUAUUACUGCGUGUCUUAUAUGCCUGGCUUAUCAGCAGUUGUUGGAUAAUGCAGUCCAUGGAUAUGUAAAGUGAAUCAUAGAUGAUGUCCGUUAAACUGGGCGCGUUCCGAAUGGUGAUAUCAAUUCGGAGGAGGAGAAUAGCCAUUCUUGUAUAAUUGUAUUUGGUCUUUUUGUACGGUCGGAACUGAAAUUGUAACACCCAACUUAUUCCAACUAAGCUUCUGUAUAGGAUGCUUUGGUGACACAGGUCCACAAACAUUAGGUGACGAAUACCGAAUCGAUUAUACUGUCAUUGAA